Messenger RNA from Mesorhabditis spiculigera, 1389 nucleotides. NCBI's taxonomy places the organism in Eukaryota, Metazoa, Nematoda, Chromadorea, Rhabditida, Rhabditidae. The record is from the annotation of a GenBank genome assembly.
AUGUCCCACAUCCACGGCCCGCAAUGCAUCUGCCAGAUUUGCACAUGCGGCCGCCACCGUUGCCCGCACGAUCGAAACGCCAGUAACCUCAACUUUGGCGACGACUCCAGCGGCUUCCAGCGAAAGGAGUAUGCAGUGGCGGCUGGGGGCGAGCGCAGCCCCGCCAGAAAGCCACGAGGCGAAAUUUCACCCCAAAAUCUUGGAGCGACGACGGACGCGACCUUGAUGAGCAGAAGCGAAACUCACGAAGCCUACCAAGCCGCUGAUGGCGACGCCAAAAACCGCUUCGUCACCUCGGCCGCUUUCAAGAAACGAAACCAACAAUCCCAGAUCUUUGACUCGAAUGGCAACGACUCGAACAGCCGGAUCUUGGGACGACGUGAACAAGUGUCCCGCGACGAAAUGGUCGACAAGGAAAAAGCGACGAACAGCAGGGAGGCCACCCCUCAAAUCAGCCCCAACUCUACUGCAGCAAUCGAGAGCAAAUUGACCGCCACCCCGCUUUCACGCUACAAACGACAACACUUACUGCAAUCGAGCCUGACUUUCGGUGACGAGGACGCCAAACCCUCUCCCACAAUGGUCGUCAAGCAAAUUGAAGUCAAGGAGGAGACCGUUCCUUCUUAUGCACGCUCAACCGAAGCGGCACGCAAGAAAGUGGCUGUGGUUUCUGGUGUGGUGGUCGAGAACAAUCAUGAUAAGAGCCAAUCCGUGUCGCGAAGUGACUUUGCCGGGGUGCAAGGGGAUCGCGUGGAAGUUCGACGACCGAAAGAAAACCAGAUAUUUGAGCGACACGCAAAUGGCGUAAUGGGUACCUCCAUGACAAGGAGUGACUACUCCCCGAAGAAAGGCGAUCGCUAUGAAAUCAGGAAGCCCGUCGACAGUAAAAUCUUCGAAGUAAAAGGCGGCAUCGAAGGUCAAACCCAGAACCAGAGGGACUUCCAAGCAGGACGAGGCGAUCGCUAUGAUGCUGUGAAGCCUGGAGCAUCGGACAUCUGGCACAAGGAAGGCGGCGUCGAGCAGAUGACCGUCAACCGCAGCGAGUACAGCGCCAAGGCCGGCGAACGUACGAUGUCGUCAAGCCGAAGAAUCCGACCUGUUCGAGGUGAUGGCCACUUCGAGGGCCAGACCCAGAAUCAGAAGGACUUCCAAGCAGGACGAGGCGAUCGCUAUGAUACAGUACGACCCGGCGCAUCAGACAUCUGGAACAAGGAAGGCGGCGUCGAGCAGAUGACCGUCAACCGCAGCGAGUACAUCGCCAAGGCUGGCGAACGCUACGCUGUCGUCAAGCCGAAAGAAUCCGACCUGCUUCGAGGUGAUGGUCACUUCGAGGGCCAGACCCAGAAUCAGAAGGACUUCCAAGCAGGACGAGGCGAUCGCUUGAUACAG